This is a messenger RNA of Bactrocera neohumeralis, 886 nucleotides long. It is a transcript of the gene Sld5, whose product is annotated as DNA replication complex GINS protein SLD5. Gene Ontology annotation, cellular component: GINS complex. The coding region runs from base 150 to 824 and encodes 224 amino acids. The record is from RefSeq and is a predicted model, not a curated record. NCBI's taxonomy places the organism in Eukaryota, Metazoa, Arthropoda, Insecta, Diptera, Tephritidae. Gene Ontology annotation, biological process: double-strand break repair via break-induced replication; DNA-templated DNA replication. The transcript is spliced from 3 exons.
UGAGACUACUCAACAAGGGUUAAUUAAUCAUCCAAAACAAAACUCAUUUAUAUAGCACUUCAUUGUUUUUAAUUUUUAUCUGCGCGCCAUAAUUUAUUUAAGCAUAGAUCAAGUCGAAAAAUAAAUUUAACAAAAUACAUAUCUUAAUAAUGUCUGAGGGCGACAUUAUUCCACCGCUAAGCGAUACGGAGCAAAAUGAGGAUUUUGAUGACCAGGUUGACGAGGAGGAAUUGAUUACAGCUCAGAAGGUGUUAGAAAUUGUUGAAACAGCAUGGAAAAAUGAAUUAUGUGCACCCGAAAUUCUGCAACAUCAAACGGACAUGUUGGAGCUGAUGCUUGGACAGGUAGCACAUAUGGAGGAGAAUAUGAAAGAUUUGGAUAAAAAUGAUUUCCGAUUCAUCGUACAUCAAAUGGAGUUGGAACGUAUUCGAUAUGUCAUGGCUAGUUAUUUACGGUGUCGCUUACAAAAAAUAGAAACCUACACUAGACAUAUUCUUAAUGAAGAGGAAACUAGAGAAGUUGCUGAAAAGCGGCUUUCACCGGAAGAGUUCAAGUAUGCACAAGAAUUCGCUGAUAACGUCGAACAGUACUUUCAGCAAGUGGCGUUGCAGUAUAUGCCUAAUAUGCAGCGGGCGGAAGCUGAACAACGCAUAGUGCGACCGAAUCUAAUGAGUCACGUAUUCAUUAAAGCUAAUGUGGAUGUUCCAUCUGUUGUCGUUGGCGUGGAUGAUGAGGAGGUCGAUUUGACUGCUGGUUCGCAACACAUAAUACCUUAUCAACUAGUGUCCGAUUUAAUAUACAAAAAUCAAGCACAACUAAUAUAAUAUUACUCCUGUAAUAGUUUAGGUAUAAUGAUGUAAAUAUACGAAUUUUAUUAUUUUUUAAA